Amoebophrya sp. A120 is the source of this 5458-nucleotide messenger RNA. Lineage: Eukaryota; Dinophyceae; Syndiniales; Amoebophryaceae. The record is from the annotation of a GenBank genome assembly.
GAGGAAGUCUACUCAUGAUCGGAGUUUUGUAACGCCUUUCUUGAUUUGCCUCAGCGGCUACGCCUUUACCCCUUUUUACUUUUUUGAAGAUCGGCUAAAGAAUACAAGCUGAAGCAAGAUGCAGCCUACACGUCGUCGUUCGGGGGGUGUGGAGGCUUUGUUGCAAAGCGGGUCGCAGAGUCUAGAUGCGCGCGACUUGGGGGACCAGCAGAGUUCGCGACGCGGCGCAGGAGCGCGCGGUAGCAUUCGAAAGGAGUCUUAUGCACCCGCCAAGGGAGCGGCUGGAAGUGGAACAAGCUCAAGCUCCAAACCAACGAAAUCGAACGGAGGCACCUCGAGUGGAGUUGCAGCUGGACCCACGGCAGGUGGGGCAUCUAGCACAAGUAGUACGAAAAGCAGCUACAAAACAAGCACCAGCGGAACUUCCGGUACAGCAGCGGCCGUGCCUAGUACUGGGAGCCAUGGCGGUGCCUCGACGACAGCAUCCACCUCGUCGCAAAGAAACAAGCAGGGCAGUGCGAUGUCUGCUUCCACACAGAAGAUCCUUAGCAACGGGAGGACGAAAUUCACCGCGGAAGAUUUUCGUGUUGGUGCAGAUUGGUGGGACCCGCUUGCGGACCUGCACAACAAGAGCAUGCUGAACGCGAUGCAGACCCGGCAUUUGGAGUGGGAACGCCUGCGCCAGAUGUCCAAACAGGAAGAACAGCGGGAAGCAGGCGGCACAGCAACUGGUGCCUCGUCGCGCAAACCCGGCGGUGUCAGAAGCAAAUUGCAGCAGGCGGUUGACGAAGCCUCGUCGUAUCGCGAAGACGAUGUAGAGACGGGAGAUGUUGACGUGACGACCUCUACGGAGAUUGGCGGAGGUGCUUCCUCAUCCGCUUCCUCAACUGUCGGGGCAGCAGAACCGCAGCAAAAACCGGAUGCUGCGACGAAAACUUCGCAGCAGAAGAAUUUGAACCACCUGCGCAUGGGAAUGGACGGGCCGAGACUUCCACCGUCGCAGCAGCACGGAAGCGACGUUCCCACGGCGAAUUUCGCUGCAACGACUUCAUCUACGGCUUUCACGCAAGGAGCAAACGGUGGCAGAGCUGCACCAAAUCUCGUCUCGUCGACAGGAUCAACAGCAGCGCCCUCUUCGUCACUUGAAGUGGGUCGCUACACGAGCAAUCAAAGUGGUGGAUUUGGUUCGUUGCAACCCGAGGGGGGGCACAUGAUCGUAGAGCGCUGGCGCAACCGCGUUGCUCCGGAUUCCGCAACGAGCAGCGUCGCCUACUUCGGACGGAGCGGUGGCGGCAGCAUGAGUGCGGGCGGCGGCGGGAUUGGAAGCAGCCUGCCGGUGGGCGAAAAUACCGCGGCACUGCAGCGCUUGAAGACCGUGUACGGAGGCGGUGGUGCCUCCGCGAGCAGCUCCUCCACGGCCGGCGCUGCUACCACGAGCAACGAGGAAGAUCAAUGGCACCAAUUACCGCGCGAAGCCGUGGACGCGAUCGCGCGCUGGAAGGUGGGCGGCUUGCCAGGGCGCGUUUGCCUGUUGCAGGUGCUUGACAGCGUUUUUGGACAAGAAGCGGACGAUGCCCAAAUGCUGUCCACCGAUCAAGAGAACAGCCGCAACCAGGCCCAGGAGGACCAACAAAUUGACCCGGAGGAAAGUGAAGCACGGGCGCGCUUGUUCGAUGAGUUCUUUUACAAAAGAAACAGCCACAAUGCGGAAUCUGCGAGUGCUUCAAACAAAGAUCCGUCCCCACUACUCCGCGCACUUUCGACCAGCACGGGACUCGGAACAAACGCCGUGUCGGCACAAAAAUUUGUGUACGAUCGCGUCUUCGCGCACCCACCAAUGGAAGCUUUGGAGUUUGCCCUGUCGCUGGUGAAGAAAGCCGCUUUGCACGCCGACGCGCUGUGUCUUGCAUUCCGCCAACUGCAGCUGCAAUUGCAAGCAAGGCCGUUUCGAGAGCGACUGUUGGUGCAGAUCCUGGCAGAACUGGUCCGGCUCCACCUCUCAUCAAGUGGCCCACCAACAAUGGGCAGCUUCACCAGUGGCGGGGCCACGUCGAGCGGUGCCGGCCCCCGUUCCACCGAGUGGACCGACCAUGCGGUAUGCGAUCUGCUGUCUGCGGAGCUCGGGCUGUCGCAAUACACCGUCGAUCCCGGUGCCCGUGGCGCACUGAACAACCCCGGCGCACGGACGACGACCCAGAACCGCUUCCGCUUCAGUUCGUCCGGCGAUAUGCAACAUCUAGGCACAACUACCGGCACAACGAACGGCCUGGGCGGAACAUCAACGGCCGCAAACGCGUCGUCCUCCAUGCAGCGCACGGUGCGCGGAGGUACGUUUAACACCCCGGGCGUUGCGGACAACAACCCGACGACUAACCGGGCUGCCCGCACGCUGAGCAACGCCUCGGAUCACCUGCUGGAUAGCGCGGUUUCGCUGGAAAAGCUCCGGGUGCAGAACGCCCAUCUGGAGUCCUACGUGAUCAAGGCCGCCCGGAUCCGCGACGAUCUGAAAUCCACGUUGGAAACGCUGGAGAACGUGGACGCCUACGCGCUUCUCGGUUUACAGAAGGAAACAGCGACUCUGGAGGACGCGAAGAAGGCCUUUCACAAGCUGGCGCGGACCGCGCACCCGGACAAGGGCGGUGAUCCCAAGGCGUUCCAGGCCAUUCAACACGCCUACAGCACGAUACAACGGAGCAAAGCGGCGUCCGGGGCGGACCACAAAAUCGAGCUUUCGAAGGAGGACGGCGCGUGUCUGGAGCCCGAAGAACUCGAACACAAGCUGGGGCAGGUGCGGAUCCUGGAAGGUAAGUAUGGGCAGUGCAACGGCAGCGAGCACAUAAAAAAUAUUUUUUGUUUUUCUUUUUGCAGCGUUUGAUCGCGGCGAGGGCCGGUUUUGGUUCGAGCGGAAGUGGUUUUGGUUUUCCUUAUUUUUCUAGCAUAUCUUUCAUUCUGUGUUUUAUGUUUAUCGACUUUUCAUCGUUUCCAUCUGAUGUCCGUAUGGGGACACCAUCUCCGCACGACAAACCUUUUCGCAGAGCAGUUAAAGGCCGCGAGGACUUACUGCACGGAAGCUUCCGAGCGUGCCGACAUCUGUGCGGACAUUGCGCACCGGAUACGAAACAUAUCUGGUUCUCGGUCCAAGAAUUUUCGGCAGUUGCGUGCGGAGCUGGUCAACGAGCUGGAGCUUUGCGCACGGCUGCGGACCUUCUUCUCCCAAACAGCCAGAUCGGCGCAAUUCGUGGCGAGGCUCGCUUCACAGGCCAUGACGCAUUUGGGAAAGGCCACCGCUGGGGAGGAUACCGAUGGUGCGACAGGGGGGCCAGAAAAAAUCGACCAGGAUAAUGCCGUGCUUUGCGAAUUCGUACAUUUCUGUUUUCCUUCUCCUCUUUACAUUUUCAGUGUUUUUCCGAUGCGCGAGAUGGUUUCCUCAGCGACAGGGCGGUGCUCUUGUUAUCGUUCCUGUACUUGCGUAUAAGAGGUACGUGGCUGACCCUGAUAGUGGUGCUCCUGCGAUUCAACAGGUGAACGCCGCCGCACUGAGCGAUCGCAUCCGCAUCUGCCGUGACGCGGCCUCCAGCUGCUUGGUCAUGUCCGAUAGCCUGGAGAAGAUCCGCAGCGCCGUGGUGGCGACGGUCGACAAGGUCGAAAAGAUAUCGGACCCGAGUGGCAGCGGCAAAACGCAAAGUGACCGCAUGGGCAAAAAGUUGCUGGUGUCAAGUUCUGAGCGGGUAGAGCAAACGGGCCGACGGGCAGCGGACGAAGCAAUCUCCUGUGCGAUGAAAGCCUCCGAUGUCGUUAAGGGCAUGGUAUCUGCCCCCUUUUGAAUGGAGCGCAUGUGUGUAACACGCAUCAGGUUUUUUUAAUUUUUGCGGGCGAGUCAGCACGACUCUUUGUUUGAAAGCGAACAUCAAGGUCUUCAAUAUCAAUUUGAACGCAAAAAAAGUUGUGCGGCUGCUAUGCUGCAAGUCGUCGUUUCACUUUUUGAUGAUUUUGAAUUUGAUCGUAUACCACAUCAAUGCCUCGGCAGAGCGCCCUGCUUCUUGAGAUGCGGGACCGGUUGAAGCGCGCAAACAAGCCCAGCGAGCCCACGGCGCCGGACGAGGGGAGCAGCGCAGAAGACGAUCCCGACCGGUCGAAGUCGAAAAAGAGCGGUGACGAAAAUAACGACUCCAGCUCGAACGAAAAGAAACUGGAGGCCACCACCAACCGACUGCGGGAACGGCACCUCGUGUUGCGCGGCAAGAACCUCAGCUUUCUUUCCCAGAUCAACGACGAAGCCCGGGACUGGCAGGGAACUCUGUUCAGCCUGGCCAGCGGGCGCAUGGAGAUCCUGGAGAAAGAGGAACUCGUGUGCCAACUCGUGGAAAUCUUCGACGUCGCCCUCUUCGAUCUUGCGCACGAGCGCGGCGAAAUCACGCAAGCAAAGUACUUAUGUCUUUUAAUGUUCUACUGGCAUGUCGGCAACAGCUCCAGAAUGACGUUCAGCGGAAUUCCGAAAAAAUACAUAGAGAUUUCUAUGGCCUGAUGAAUGUUCGAGAGUGCCAAGAAACUGUAAAACCACUUCGUUUACGUCCUACUUAAACACCUGGUCAGAGAAGCGUCUCCCUCUCCUGUGAUCAGUUUGCUCGCGGCAGCAACAUCAUAUUUUUCCUCUUUAAGUUUAAUUUCUUGAAAAAUUUAGGUUGGAGAAGCAUCUGACUUUCUUGUUGCAGCUGGACUCGCGACUGGCGGUGCCGACGGAUGUGCGCUCGAAGAUUUGUCUGAUGGUGGCCUAUGCCGAUCGGGCGCUCUUCGUGCAGCUGCUGGAAGUCCUUCGUCGGAAGCUGAUGCAGAUUCUAGUAACCAAACGCAAAGCGGCCGUCACCUCCGCUUCCAGUCAGAGCAACAAAACGCAAAUCCGGGAUUGGCUAGCUACUGCGUUCCAGCGGGUACAUGCGAAUCUCCGUGGAUUUCUCACCGUCGCAGGGUGCAACUUGGAAGAGGAGGAACAAGUAGCAACAUUCCCGACGACCAGCAUGGCAGCUGGGGCUGCUACCAUGGAUAUGACAAACCACCACUCCUCAGGACAAGAAAUUUACCUCUGAUGAGAGAAGUACUCGGUGUUCCGAUCCUCUCUACAUUCCGCAGCUUCUCCUUUGAAUUUUUGAAAACAGAAAAGCGUGGGUAUACGUAGAUACUAGGCUCAUGUGGGACAACUGCAAUCCGACGUUCAUGAUGGGCGCGAUGAACGUCAACGUUCGUUCGUAAGUACAACUAGCUUCACGAGGAAUUGUUGACUCAACCCUGCUACACGCAUUUGGACGAGUCAAGAGUGGAAUGUUCGGGUAGUCGCGCAGACAGAAUUGGAUAGAGCCAAACUUUCGUGCUUGUUCGGAAUUGCACAAGCGCCUUUUUCAGAAGCACUCGCGUUUCAUCUGUUCUUCCAAUAGUGCCACGAGCUGAAGAAGCGAAGCUUUAC